GGGAGAUCCUAAUCGGACGUACUUGUCACGUGAUAUACCCACCGCCCCACAUUGUGUCAACUAGGUCAUACCGACCACCAAUUUACCAAUACUAUCAUCAAACUGAGAUACCCUACAGCACCGCUCCAGAGAAGCCGUGGCAGUAGCAGCGCGGUGCCUCAGUUUCUCACGCUGUGUGGAGGUGUUUGGGUGGCUUACCCGGAACGGAAUAGUCUUCACAAAAUGCCUUGAUCAGCUCAAGAGGAAAGAACGAUGACUUACACAUAUUCAAGCAGAUCAAAGGCUCUCAGCACUGACAGUGCUUGACUACCCUGGAAAGAUAGAAUAAUAAUGCCCCCUCCACCGCCGCCGCAAUCCGCCACGAGACCUGACUCAAAUACUACAUCUCGCACAAUGAUUUCGGAACCAUCACCAUCCAGAACUCAAUCUUCGGUCCGAUCGUCGCAGAGUUCUAGUACGUUUUCACCAAGCAUCAAAUUACGAGUAAAGCAAAUGGACGGAGAUAGAUGCUGGGCAUGCCAUUCAGAGUCACCUCAAAUUUGCCACGUCUUUGCGCAGGAAGAUCGACAGGCUCCACUCUGGGAAGAACUUGGCCUGAUAGACUUUGCGAUAAACUCUGAUACUAACGCGAUCCCUCUUUGCCCAACAUGCCAUAAUCAGUUUGACUGCGCCCUUGACCCUGGGUUUAUCUUUAUACCCACAGACCUCCCGUACUUCAUCGAAUUUGAGCUUAAAGAUAGGCAGCGCAGAAAAAUACAGGCUGAUAGUGGAGUUAUUUCAAAGCGAGCUGUGCCUACUCCUGAAAUGUACAAGCGCUAUCAAAUCGACAAAGGCAUAAUUGCUCUUGAUGCUAUUGGCGGACAAUAUCUUCCUUUCUUUCUCAAGCACUACCUUCUCCCGGAUCUCCCAUUUGAUGUUUCGCAGUAUUAUUCAAAGCCCAAAGAGUGGCAUGGAGCCCCCUUAGCAAGUAUACGCAGAUGUCUUCUUGUUCUAGGAAGUGCUCGUCUGAGAAGUCUUCCCGUACAGACACGCCUGGAACUAGAGAAGCUGCGGAAUCUAUACUUUCUGGAUAACGAGGGAGAUUCACCGCCCUUAGACAACAACUUUCUUGAUGCAGUGACACAAACACCAUCUGAUAAUAAAAGAAAGAAGCGAAAGCUUGAUAACACCACACCAGAUAAGCCUCCAUCACCAAAGAAGCAGCAAGACGCUCAACAAGGGGAGGAUGGACACAGUUAUAACAAAGGCGCAACUACAUUUUGUCCAAUCCUCCAGAAAGAGGUACCUGCUUACUGGAGCUUAGGGCCAGAUGUUUCUACAGAGGAGGCUGUUUGUCGUUUUGCUCCUGUACUUGCUCAAUCACCUGAAUCCGUGCUCUGACAUUUCAAAUUGAACGUGAAGAGAAAAAGAAGGAUUUCAGAUGUAAGAUGUGAGGUUUCUAAGUCUCAAAAUAUCCCAGCGCUUGAGGCCAAGGUUAGCCACGGGAGCGACACUCUAAACAUACAGGACCGCAUUCGCGGUCACAAUAUGGUGGUGGCCUGCCUAUCACUUGAUAUCUUUCUUAGUUGCGAGAAUAAGCGCG
Aspergillus alliaceus is the source of this 1582-nucleotide messenger RNA. Its product is annotated as HNH endonuclease signature motif containing protein. The record is from RefSeq and is a predicted model, not a curated record. The coding region runs from base 331 to 1380 and encodes 349 amino acids. The transcript is spliced from 5 exons. NCBI's taxonomy places the organism in Eukaryota, Fungi, Ascomycota, Eurotiomycetes, Eurotiales, Aspergillaceae.